AUGCUGACCGCCCCACUUGUGCAGAGCUCGCGCUCUACUUUGCUACACCACCCGUCGUUUUCACUGCUAGGAAAGUCGGAGAAAGUUUAUGCGUCUGUCGCGCGACGCCUUGACCGCGCCCAGCACGGGUACGCGUCUCAAACCAUUGCAACCGUUUCACGGUCGAUCCUUCGCCCCGGGACCGCUACUCCUGCUGCAUUGUCUCUGACUACGAGCCGCAAGUACAACACCGGGUCCCGUUUACCACCCGCUUAUCCCGGACACAUACCCCUAAGCACGUUGGAGAAUGGCAUUCUGGCAGUGGGGUCAGCCGUCAUGGCGUUCCUGGACCCCCGACGUGCAGAUAUGGUGGCUGCCCUCGGCGAAACAACUGCUGGAUCUACACUUGUGAAGCUCCGCGACGCGAUGCUAGAGUCUCCCGAGGGCCGACGCAUCCUACGUGAUCGACCACGCAUACAUUCAACCACGAUUAACAUGGAUCGGCUACGAAGCUUGCCGAAUGGGACAUGGGGGAGGGCAUAUGUGGGCUGGUUAGAUUCUUGUCGCGUCACCCCGGACUCGAGAGAUCCGGUUCACUAUAUCUCCGAUCCCGAACUCGCGUACGUCAUGCAGCGCUACAGAGAAACGCACGAUUUCUAUCACGCCCUCUUCGGGUUACGCGUGAAUGCCCUCCCCGAGCUCGCCGUCAAGGCCUUCGAGUUUACCAAUCUGGGCUUCCCCAUGACCGCCAUGGCUCUCGGGGCUGCGGUCAAACUCAAGCCUGCUCAGCGCGAGAAGCUUCUUUCUCAGUACAUUCCCUGGGCCGUCAAGUGCGGAAGUAGCUCUCGGAAUCUCUUGACUGUGUACUGGGAGAAGAGAUGGGAGCAGGACCUCAGCGAGCUGCAUAAAGAGCUUGGAGUUUGGAACCCACCAGCAUGA
This is a messenger RNA of Coniophora puteana RWD-64-598 SS2, 918 nucleotides long. Its product is annotated as Coq4-domain-containing protein. The record is from RefSeq and is a predicted model, not a curated record. Gene Ontology annotation, cellular component: mitochondrial inner membrane; mitochondrion. NCBI's taxonomy places the organism in Eukaryota, Fungi, Basidiomycota, Agaricomycetes, Boletales, Coniophoraceae. The coding region runs from base 1 to 918 and encodes 305 amino acids. Gene Ontology annotation, biological process: ubiquinone biosynthetic process. The transcript is spliced from 3 exons.